Molecule: messenger RNA, 4357 nt
Organism: Pocillopora meandrina
Lineage: Eukaryota; Metazoa; Cnidaria; Anthozoa; Scleractinia; Pocilloporidae
Source: the annotation of a GenBank genome assembly
GUGAGUGACGCUGCAGAAAUCCUAAAAUCACUCCAGAUAGGUUUAAAUGUCGUCAUAUUUCUUCUGAACACUGAUCGUGGCCUACGAGCGACUGAGUUAUGUAAUGAAUGUUUAAUUCUACUUCAAAACCUUAACUCUGGUAGUCACCUUGAUAUCUCCGAUGUACUAUUCAAUGCGUACUACGCCAUCUCUGGUUACACAGAUGCAGAAAGACAUGCCACCAAACUUCUUGACACAUUUAACCAUGCCUGGAGACUAAUCAUCGAACUGGGAGACAUAAAUAUAGCACAAAGCCGGUUUGUAAGGGCAAAGCAACUCCUUCAAUGCGCACUCACCAUCGUGAAAACAAUUGGUCACAAAAGAAAAGUAGCAGUGGCUGACAGAAGACUCGGAACUGUCUGUACUAGCCUAGGAGAAUAUCAGAAGGCUAAAGAAUAUAACGAGGAAGCACUUGCCAUCGUGAUAGAAAUUGGCGACAGAGCAGGAGAAGGAACAACAUACGGGAACCUCGGAAAUGUAUUUUAUUCCCUUGGCGAAUAUCAGAAUGCUAAAGAAUAUCACGAGAAAGCACUUGCCAUCGCGAUAGAAAUUGGCGACAGAGCAGGAGAAGGAACAAGAUACGGGAACCUCGGAAAUAUGUUUCAUUGCCUUGGCGAAUAUCAGAAUGCUAAAGAAUAUCACGAGAAAGCACUUGCCAUCGUGAUAGAAAUUGGCGACAGAGCAGGAGAAGGAACAACAUACGGGAACCUCGGAAAUGUGUUUUAUUCCCUUGGCGAAUAUCAGAAUGCUAAAGAAUAUCACGAGAAAGCACUUGCCAUCGCGAUAGAAAUUGGCGACAGAGCAGGAGAAGGAAGAACAUACGGGAACCUCGGAAUUGUGUUUGAUUCCCUUGGCGAAUAUCAGAAUGCUAAAGAAUAUCACGAGAAAGCACUUGCCAUCGCGAUAGAAAUUGGCGACAGAGCAGGAGAAGGAACAACAUACGGGAACCUCGGAAAUGUAUUUAAUUACCUUGGCGAAUAUCAGAAUGCUAAAGAAUAUCACGAGAAAGCACUUGCCAUCGCGAUAGAAAUUGGCGACAGAGCAGGAGAAGGAACAACAUACGGGAACCUCGGAAGGGUGUUUGAUUCCCUUGGCAAAUAUCAGAAUGCUAAAGAAUAUCACGAGAAAGCACUUGCCAUCGCGAUAGAAAUUGGCGACAGAGCAGGAGAAGGAACAACAUACGGGAACCUCGGAAGGGUGUUUGAUUCCCUUGGCAAAAAUCAGAAUGCUAAAGAAUAUCACGAGAAAGCACUUGCCAUCGCGAUAGAAAUUGGCGACAGAGCAGGAGAAGGAACAAGAUACGGGAACCUCGGAAAUGUGUUUUAUUCCCUUGGCGAAUAUCAGAAUGCUAAAGAAUAUCACGAGAAAGCACUUGCCAUCGCGAUAGAAAUUGGCGACAGAGCAGGAGAAGGAACAACAUACGGGAACCUCGGAAGUGUGUUUUAUUCCCUUGGCGAAUAUCAGAAUGCUAAAGAAUAUCAGGAGAAAGCACUUGCCAUCGCGAUAGAAAUUGGCAACAGAGCAGGAGAAGGAACAACAUACGGGAACCUCGGAAGUGUGUUUUAUUCCCUUGGCGAAUAUCAGAAUGCUAAAGAAUAUCACGAGAAAGCACUUGCCAUCGCGAUAGAAAUUGGCGACAGAGCAGGAGAAGGAACAACAUACGGGAACCUCGGAAGUGUGUUUGAUUCCCUUGGCGAAUAUCAGAAUGCUAAAGAAUAUCACGAGAAAGCACUUGCCAUCGCGAUAGAAAUUGGCGACAGAGCAGGAGAAGGAACAAGAUACGGGAACCUCGGAUGUGUGUUUUAUUCCCUUGGCGAAUAUCAGAAUGCUAAAGAAUAUCACGAGAAAGCACUUGCCUUCGCUAUAGAAAUUGGCGACAGACGACGAGAAGGUUUAACAUACUCCAAUCUUGGAAUGGUGUACAGUAAUCUUAAUAAAAAUCGGCAAGCUAAAGAAUAUUUGGACAAAGCAGUCGGCGUCAGUAUUGCAAUCGGUUGCAGAGAACUGGAAGUCUUGGCUAUUCUAGGUUUGGCACAUGUCUCUGCUUCUGUAAAUGACAUUCAGAAGGCAAAAGAACAUUGUGAGAAGGCGUUUACAAUCAGCAGAGAAUGCAGCAAUAGAGAAUGCGAAGCACAACUAUACCUAUCUGUUGGUGGUCUAUUCCGAUCGUUUAGUGAAUAUGAUAAGGCAGCAUAUUAUUUACAGAAAGCUUGUUCGUUAAGUAGCCAAAUUGGACACAAAAUGACUGAGUUUAAAAGCCUUCUCGGUAUUACAGUUUUAAAGAUAUCGCAGUUCGAGGUUGUGGAGGCAAUGAAAUAUCUUCUUCAAGGUAUUGAAAAAUAUGAAACAAUCAGAACUCUUCAGAAAGGAAACAGUGAAUUUAAAAUUUCUCUAUCAGAGACACACGGUACUUUUCCCUACAAGUUACUCACUUACCUCCUUUGUAGUGCCGGAAAAUUUCGAGAUGCUCUCUAUGCUGAGGAGCUGGGACGAGCAAGAGUCCUCGCAGAACUCAUGGCAGACAAGUACUCCGCUGAAAGCCACAUCUCAGCUGAUCCACGGUUCGGGAUUGAAAACAUCGCGAGAAGAGAAAGUAACAGUGUUUUUUUGUACAUUUCGUAUGAAGAUCGGCAUGUUCUGCUCUGGGUAUUGAAAGCAAAUGGAGACAUUUUCUUUCGAAAAACAGACGAAGUGAAAAUAGACACUCUUAUUGCUGAACAAGUUUGCGAAGUGGAAGGAGUUUUCAAAAAGAGCGCCAAAUGCUUUGGUGUUUUACCCACAGCGAACUGCGAAGACCGAUCGCUGGGUGACAACAUGACGACAUCUCUUCAUGAAGAGAGCCAAACAAAUUUGCGAGGUGACGAAACCAAAGAUACCGGAAGAAGUCAUCAUUUGUGCUACGAAUGGAUCGUCGCACCUGUGGUAGAUUUACUCACAGAGCCCGAAAUCAUUAUUGUACCGGAUCGUUUUUCGUACCGAGUCCCAUUUGCUGCCUUGCGCGAUGAACAAGCCGGAAAGUAUUUAUCGGAGAAGUACAGAAUACGCAUCGUCCCUUCAUUGACAACUCUCCGGCUUAUUCAAGAAUGUCCAGCAGACUAUCACAGUCAAACUGGCGGACUGGUUGUGGGUGAUCCUACGGUUGGCAAAGUGCAAUACAAUGGACGUCUCACUGACAUUACACCAUUGUUCUGUGCAAGUAAGGAAGCAGAAAUGGUUGGUCAACUGCUGGGCGUUCAGCCUUUAUUGGGAAGUCGCGCAACAAAGCAGGCGGUUCUUCAAGCAAUACCUUCAGUGAGUCUGAUACAUGUUGCCGCACAUGGAGAUGUCGAAAGAGGAGAGAUUGCCCUCUCUCCUCAAUGUACUACUAACAGUACUCCACAAGAGGAAGACUACCUCCUGACAAUGUCCGACAUUGAAGGAGUUCAAGUGCGAGCUAAACUGGUAGUACUCAGCUGUUGUCACAGUGGGCGUGGAUUGGUUAAAAAAGAAGGAGUUAUUGGAAUCGCUCGAGCAUUCUUAGCAUCUGGUGCACGUUCAGUGUUGGUAGCAUCGUGGGCUAUAGAAGACAAAGCAACGGCGAAGCUCAUGAAACAUUUCUAUAAACACCUUGUGCAUGGAGAAAGUGCAAGUGAAUCUCUUCACCAGGCCGUUCAAUGGUUGAGAAGCAAUAGAUUCUCCAAACCUUUUCAAUGGGCUCCGUUUGUGUUGAUGGGGGAUAACGUGACAUUUGAUUUUAUGAAAAAAGGGUAAGUCUGAUUAGAAUGAGCAAUUUUCUACGAUAAACCGAUUAGCACACUUAACUUAUUCAGUUCACUCGGUGGUCGUAAUUUUUUUUGUUUGUUUUUGUCUUUGUUUUUCAUCCAUAAAAUGCCUCGAAAAAGAACUUGAUUUUGUCUAGCGCUUGGAGCCAGAAUUUUUUCACAGAAGGCUUUCUAAAAUUGGCUUUGAAUUAGUGUUUCUUUAGUAUGCAAUAUACUCGGAAAUAAUAAGUCAAAUUCGAUGCGAUACUACACGUUAUGACGAUGAAGGUAACUUGAGAAGCUGAAAAAGUUAACUUUAUCUGUGAAAAAUCAACAAAAAUAACAAUAAAUUGACAAUCUCAAAGUCACUUUCGCAUCAAGCAAGGUAUGUUCGACAAGUUUGGACAAUUAUACCUACUGGAAUUGAAGAAGAAAGUAAUUUCUUUAAUUGGAAAUCUGUUCCGUCUACUUUAAAGGUGAAAUAGUGACAAAUUUAUAAUGUUUUUUUUUUUUUUUUCAGGAAAGAGGAACUCGAGGAGGACAACAACGAGGUGAAGAAGAAACACAGCGACUACUGA